This is a messenger RNA of Prorocentrum cordatum, 5877 nucleotides long. The record is from the annotation of a GenBank genome assembly. Lineage: Eukaryota; Dinophyceae; Prorocentrales; Prorocentraceae.
AUGGCCCAGGCGGCUGUCGAGGACCUCGACGGUGGAGACGAGGACCUCUGGGAGGCGCCGGAGGCCGUCGUGCCCGCGCCCGUGGAGGACGGACCCGUGCCGAUCGUCCCACUGGCGGUGGCCCAGGGCAGAUGCUACUGCAGCACGGGCUACACUGCGGGCGGCCUCGAGCAGUGCCGGUUCGCGUGGCGGGCGCUGCGUGUCUCCAGCGCAGAGCCGCCGUUGCGCUUCGUGAAGGCCGAGUUCCUCUUCAGCGACGACGGCUACUGGGACUGGUGGGCCAGCCACCCUGGCCAGCCGAGCGCGAUGACGGGGCCGGGGACGUGCACCGAGCUGAUCCACGUGUCGGACGGGGCGGAGCUCGGCCUCGGGGACCUGCGGGCGCUGUUCGUCGAGUGCCAGGAGACGAACCCCGAGGCGGCUUGGCCAGCAGCAAGCCUCGGGCCGCUGGUCGCCGCCGCCGCCCCCGCGAGGCCCGCUGCGGUGGCCAAAGCGGCGGGGCGCCCACCAGCCGCAGCAGGUCCUCCCAGGGCCCCGCCUGGCGCUGCCCCCUUCGACGACUUCCUGAGCGUGAGGGGCUCGUCGCGCGGGCCUGGCUCAGAGCUGGCCGCAGGCGAGGAGGCGGCUGCCGCGGGCGGCCUGGGAGGCAAGCUCGAGGGUGCUCGUGUGCGCUUCGAGGAGGGGAAGCGGGCUGCUGGCGAUGUCAACCUGGACGGCUUCCCCCUCGGCGCAGAGGCGGCUGGCGAGGGGCCUGUGAAGAAGCGGUCGCUCGGAGACCUGCUGGUCGAGCGCGCCGCGAAGCUCAAGAGGGCCGCCUCGGACGCGGCCCCCCGAGGGUCAGGAGACCCCGUGCCCGAUCGGGCGCUGCCAGGAGCUGGUCCGAGUGGCGGCAUGGCGGAGCUGGCGCAGGCGCUCGUGAUGGCCAUCCGCGAGGGCAAGGAGGGCCCCCCUGGCGACGGCGGCGGGGGCGGCCUCGGCUCCUCGGACCCCGCGGCGGUGCCGCGCGACCUGGCCACGAAGAGGGCCUUCUGUCGUCGGAUGGCCGCCGCCUCCCCAGGCCGCCUCACGGAGCUGAGCCUGCAGCAGAUGGCGGACUUCCUGGGCUCGCAGGAGGGGGAGGCAGCCGUCGACGCGACGGGCCCGAUCGCGCUGCGGUACCUCCUCACGAUCUACCUGCCGCAGCAUCCGGUGAAGGAGAUCGGCGUGCAGACGUACCGCGAGCUCCGCACCCUCGCGGAGGCGGUGGACCUGCUGAUGCAGGGGAAGGCGGCCCACGCCUGCGACCUGAUCGUCCAGCGCCUGAAGGCGCUGCUGGUGGCAACGACGGAUGGCUCGUGGGCGGCGGCGAAGUGGUUGGAGCUGAUCCCGCCGCGCGACGAGCCCACGGCCAUCCGCAGCGAGGAGGAGGAGCUCAUCCGCAGCAUCCAGCUCGGGGAGAUGAAGCUGGACGAGCUCCCCGCACGGCUGGCCUCCGCCAAGACGCCGGGGGGGGUGGCCGAUGCCUCCAUCAAGGGCGCGAGCCCUGCGAAGGGCGCUGGUGGGGGAGUCCGCGGCGUGGGCCAAACUCGGUUUACCGAGGGCGGAGAUCGCGCCGCCCUAGGCGGGGGGGGUGAGGGCGUCGCGGAGCCCCCGCUGGCCACCGCGCUGCAGUGCUGGUCCGACGAGCUCUCCUUCGGCUUCGGCAAGAGCAUCGUCGCGGUCGACCUGGCGGCGCGGCUGGUGGCAGCAGUGCGACGCCACCCGGGCAGCCUUGGCCACUUCGCUCGGUCGUUCAGCAUGCGUGCGGACACAUUUUGUGGGAGCGGAGGGUCCUCGAACAGGAGGGUUCGGGACGCCCUGCCGCUUCCCCUUCCGUCGACCGAGGAGGUGGACCGCUGGCUGGCCCACAGUGCCUUGCCCAAGGCACGCAGGUGCCGCCGCCGCGCCGUGGCGCGGGAGGUCAGCGAGCAGGCGUGGCUGCACUUCAGUGUGGUGGCGCUCAACUACGCGUUCUGCGGCCGCGCGCAGGAAGGCUGGCGCCACAGGCCGACCCUGUCGAAGGCGCAGACGCAGGUCUACGUGCACCUGAAGAGUCGAGCGGCGGCCCUGGCGGAGGACCCGCUGGCCAUGGUCGUGGCCCCCGCGAUCGACGAGCUGGCGGGCGGCUGGGGGUCAGCGUACGAGGGCGAGACGGGCGUGAAGGCCCUCCCCUGCCGGCUCUGCGAGCUGGCCCCUGGGCUGCCCGCGCGGGAGUGCGCUGCCACGCUCGACGCGAUCGACUUCGUUGACGACGAGGUUGGCGCCUGGCUGCGCCGCCCCGAGCUGGCGCUCCUCGACCAAUCCGACUGGCCCGACCCGCUGCCGCGGGCCCGCGUGAACGUGGAGACGGAUGCGGACUGGGAGGAGCUGGCGCUGCACCUCGUGUCGCUCGGCAUCUUCACCACGCUCGCGGAGAGCGAGCUGGUCCGCGCGAGGGGCGAGCCCGUGCUGAACGGCCUGUUCGCGGUGGAGAAGAAGGGCGCUCCAGCGCCUGGCGCCACGCGGGUCACCAGGCUCACCCUCGACAUGGUGCCAGGCAACUCGCUCCUGAAGGCCCACGUGGGCGAGGCGGCGCUGCUCGCGGCCUCGACGUCCUGGACGUCGGUCGUGAUCCCCUUGGGGAAGCUGCUGCUGUGGUCGGGCGACGACCAGAAGGGGGCCUUCUUCGUGUGGCGGGUCCCGCCCGCGUGGCACCCCUACAUGGCCGUGGGGCGGCCGCUCGCGGGCGAGCUGUUUGGUCGCUCGGAGCCCGUCGUCUACGUGACCUCGGCUGUCAUCGCCAUGGGCUGGUCGCUCGCGGUGCCCGUUUUCCAGCACAUCCACCGACGACUGUGCCGCCUGGCGCCGCCCCUCGGGGUGGGGCCCCCCUCAGACGGGGAGUGGCGCAAGGAUUGCGCGCGGCCCCUGGUCGAGGCAGGCAGCGGCCAGGACGCUGGCUGGUGGCAGGUUUACAUCGACGACUUCGAUGCGCCGGAGAUCGUCGAGGAGGUUCUGGCCCGCAAGCUCGCGGGGGCCCCGAGCGACCUCCAACUGCAGGUCCGCGCCAGCUACGAGAAGGCAAGCGUCUCCUUCUCGGCCGAGAAGGCGCACUGCAGGCAGCUGAGGGUCGAGCGCAUGGGCGCGGACGUCGACGGCGUCAGCGGGCGCCUCGCGGUCCCCGCUGCCAAGGCGCCGGCCACUGCGGGCCUCUGCUUGGCCGCGGUGCAGCGGCGCCUGGUCCCGUGGCGCGUUGCCAUGGCGGCCCUCGGCAAGCUCGUGAGGGCCUUCGAGUUCAGGCGGCCGCUUUUCGGGAUCCUGAACUCCGUCUGGAGGCUGGCUGCGUCCUCAGCGCAGGGGGCUUACCUGGACGCAGAGAUGGUGGAAGAGCUCCUCAUGGGCGUGAUGGUCCUGCCGCUGGCCGCCUCCUCGCUGCGGGCGCGCAUCGACGGCAUGGUCACGUCCUCGGACGCGUCGGAGAUGGGCGGCGGCGUGUGCACGUCAGCUGGCCUGCGCGAGGACGUCGCCGCCGCCUUGCAGGUGCCGAGGACGGUCCCCGACCAGCUGGGGAUAGGGGCCAGGCUCCUCAACAUGCCCGAGGACCCCGCCCGACCGUGGGCGGCAGCCAACCCACGCGUCCCCGCCAGGGCAGUCCGCAGGGUGCUGUCGGUGCUGCUCAUCGGCCUGUUCGACGGCAUCGGAGGCCUCGCCGUCGCCUUCUCGAGGCUGCCCGUCCGCAUCGCGGCCUUCGUCGCGGCCGAGACGGACGCCAAGGCGAGGCGCGUUGUCAGACUCCGCUGGAUAGGUGUCAUCGACUGGGGCGACGUCGCCCGUGUGGGCAGCGAGACGGUGCGGGAUUUGUUCGAGGCGUUCGGCGGCCUCGUCGACCUGGUGGUGGUCGCAGCGGGCAGCCCCUGCCAGGACCUGUCACGCCUCAACGUCGGCGGGCGCGGCCUCAGCGGCAGGAAGUCCUCGCUGUUCCACGAGGUGCCACGCAUCCUGGCUCUCCUCGCCGCCGUCUUCAAGGACAGGCUCGUUUGGUUCGUGGAGAACGUGGCCAGCAUGUCCGACGCCAACGUGGAGCUGAUCUCGGAGGCGCUGCAGGUGAGGCCGACGCUGGUGUGCUCGUCGGUGUUCGUGCCGUGUCGCAGGCCGCGCCUGUUCUGGACGAGCUGGGGCGUCACCGCAUCGGCGCCUCUUCGGCUGACCGACCGCGGGGUCUACGACGAGCUGGUGGGCCCUGGCGUCCCGCUCAUGGACCUCGCGUGGGAAGACGAGGGCUGCUCUUGGCCAGGGAGACCAAGGAGGGAGCGGCUCCUUGGCUUUGAUGUGGGGUACACCUCCCUAGCCACCAAGGGCUCGAACCCCCAGGACGCCUCCGACGCCAGGGCCUUCCUCCUCGGCAACAGCUUCAGUAUUCACGUCGUGGCAUGGUUGUGCCAGCAGCUCCUGCACCGCCGCGGCGCGCUGAACGGGGAGCUGUCGAUAGAGGAGGUGCCCCCCGUCCGCGUGUGCCGGGCGACGUGGGACCAGGCGGGGGCCUUCACGGAGCCAGGAGAGCCGGACACCGCGGAGGCGAGGCAGCUGGUCCUGCACUACCUCAGCCGCGCGGAGAAGGGCGGGUCGGACGUCAGGUUGGACUACGGCGUCCCCUACCGCCCGCGAGGUUGGCCGAGGACGAGCCUGGGCCCGUUCGUGUGGAAGUGGCGCGUGGUGGUCAGCAUGGCGUGGCCUGGCCGGAGCUCCACCCACAUAAACGUGAGAGAGUUGCAGGCGGCCGCGGCGGCGAUCAGGUGGCGCGCCCGCAAGGUCGCGCAGCACGGGGGCAGGUUCUUGCACCUCGUCGACAGCCAGGUGGUCGCGGCCAUCGUGACGAAGGGCCGCAGCAGCAGCAGGAAGCUACAGCCCAUCCUGAGGCGCUGGAUGGCCGUCGUCGUGGCGGCCGACAUGUACCCACUGAUCGGCUACGUGGUCUCAGAGGACAGCCCUGCGGACGAGCCGUCGAGGGUGUCAGCGGAGACGCGGCGGCGCCACGGGCGGGCCCUGCGCGCGCUGCUGGCCCACUUUGGGGCCGAGCAGGCGGGGGCGGACGCCUUGCGCGGCGACCCCGAGGACGCAGACGCCCUCGUCGCGGAGUACCUCGAAGGCCUGUGGGCCUCUGGUGCGGGCAUCGCGGCCGCCAACAACACGCUGGCGGGGGUGUGCUUCGCGGUGCCUCGUCUGAGGCGACACCUCGACCUGAGCUGGACUCUCCUCAAGGCAUGGAGGCAUCAUGAGCCAGCGUCCAGGGUGCUGCCGCUCGCGACCGAGGCCGUCGCGGCCAUGGCAGGGUUCGCGUGCGCUGCAGGUGCUUUCGACGUGGCCGCCCCUCUUCUCGUCGGCUUCGAGGGCAUGCUCCGAGGCGCAGAGGUGUUUGCCCUGGCGUGGCAGCUGCAGUUCAGCAACGACGGCCUCAGCCUUGUCAUAGCCCUGCCAGUGACCAAGGCAGGCAAAAGACGACACUGUGAGGAGUCCGUCACACUCCACGACGCCAGGAUUGUUCACUUCAUCAAAGUGCUCACUCAGCAUUUGCCGCCUGAGAGCUCGUUGCUGCAGGGCACCGUGCCCGAAUUUCGUGAUGUGUUCAAAGCUCUCUUGAGGUCAUUGAACCUCGAGCGGCACGGUUAUCAUAUAUAUUCUUUACGCCGUGGAGGUGCCACCACUCAUUACAGAAGGUUCGAGAACAUGGGCUUGACUUUGAUAGUGGGGAGAUGGCAAGACACAGCUGUGGCCAGACUGUACAUCAGUGACGGUGUGCAAACUUUGCUGCAGAACGAUUUCUUGCCUGCAGAAUUGGAACGAUUUCGUGUACUGGCGAGCGCUCUUAACUUUGAUGUGGGUUGA